AACGGCAAAAAUUUAUAAAAUAUUCCGUCCGUCGAGAUCAACCGGCACAGCUGCAGCUUGUGGGCAAGCCCUGCAAAAACCCCCCAAAAAACCUCCACAACUAUUCUGGAAUCCUCAUCAAUUCAUCAUGCUUAAGAGCAAGACCUUUGUCCGAAAAACUAGACAAGGAGCAAUUCGCAAGGAAGUCAGGGAGCACUAUCUGAGAGAUGAUAUAUAUUGCGGCGCGCCAUUUUGCAAAGUAUGUGACGUUUCCGGUGCUCGCUUGAGUGACUCUGCCUCCACACUUCUCAUUCUCGACACCAAUGUUGUACUUAAUCAAAUUGAUUUGUUGGAGAAUCCAGCGAUUGAUGAUGUGGUUGUGCUGUCGGUGGUGUUACAAGAGGUUAAGAAUAAGAAUAUUGGUAUAUAUAAUCGCCUUAGGGCUCUCUGCAGUAACUCUUCCAGGAAAUUCUUUGUUUUCUCCAAUGAACACCACAGGGAUACAUAUGUGAAAGAGAUGGCUGGUGAAACUCCAAAUGAUCGGAAUGACAGAGCAAUCCGAGUUGCAACACAUUGGUAUCAGAGUCACCUCGGUAAUGUUGUUCGUAUCUUACUACUCACAAAUGACCGGGAGAAUAAAAGGAAAGCAUUGGAGGAGGGAAUUUUGGCAGAUACAGUUGAAUCAUACGUGAAGACACUUGGCCAGCCAGAGUUGCUAGACCUGAUUGUUCAGCCUUCAUCUGAGGAUGUUAACAUGGAAGAUGUGGAGGAUCUGAGACCUUCAAAGAGAAAAGUCAUCUACACUGAGCACAAGCCCAUGUCAGAGAUUACUUCUGGCUUGCUUCGAGGGAUAUAUCAUCAAGGAAAACUUCGUGUUAACCGUUACAAUCCAUUUGAAGCGUACGUUGGAAGUGAAAGCAUUGGUGAUGAAAUAAUUAUCUAUGGGCGUGCAAAUAUGAAUCGAGCUUUUGAUGGGGAUGUUGUGGCUGUGGAACUUUUGCCUCAAGAUCAAUGGCAAGAGGAGGCAUCCAUAGCAAUAACUAAUGAAGAGGAUGAUGAGGAAGACGUUCAUCUACCCCCAAGUAGUUCCGAUGAUGCUCCUAGAGCCACAAAUCUUGUGCAAGGAUCAGCUGGGGUCUCAGGUUCUGUGCCAUCCCGUCCUUGUGGACGUGUUGUUGGUAUUAUAAAACGGAACUGGCAUUCAUAUUGUGGUUCGGUGGAGCCAAUGCCUAUGCCAGCAGGCAGUGGUGGUGUUGCCCAUGCUUUAUUUGUAUCUAAAGACCGUAGAAUUCCUAAAAUCCGUGUACAAACGCGUCAGCUGGGGAACCUUUUGGACAAGAGGAUCGUUGUUGCUGUUGAUAAAUGGGAUAUUUUGUCUCGAUACCCAUCUGGUCAUUAUGUGAGGACAAUAGGAGUAAUAGGGGACAGAGAUACUGAAAGUGAGGUUGUGCUGUUAGAGAAUGAUGUAGAAUUCAAACCAUUUUCCUCUCAAGUUUUAGCAUGCUUGCCAGCGUUGCCUUGGUCUGCGUCUAGUGAAGAUCUUGCCAAUCCUAUCAGGCAGGAUUUGCGACAACUCCGUGUAUUUAGUGUGGACCCUCCAGGAUGCAAGGAUAUUGAUGAUGCAUUGCACUGUACAGCUCUUCCUGAUGGAAAUUUUGAAGUGGGAGUUCAUAUUGCUGAUGUCACAAACUUUGUUCACUCUGGAACACCACUUGAUGAUGAGGCUGCAAAAAGGGGUACCUCAGUCUACCUUGUUGAGCGCCGAAUUGACAUGCUCCCUAAACCCCUAACAGAAGAUAUAUGUUCACUCCGAGCUGAUGUUGAGAGAUUAGCCUUCUCUGUGAUUUGGGAAAUGACUCCUCAAGCAGAGAUUAUUUCCACGAAGUACACAAAAAGUGCAAUAAAAUCAUGUGCAGCUUUGUCAUACGUUGAAGCUCAAGCAAGGAUGGAUGACAGUCGACUGGUGGAUCCAUUAACUACUGAUUUGCGAAAUAUGAAUGCUUUAGCGAAGAUCAUGAGGCAGAGACGUAUUGAUAGAGGGGCGCUUACUCUUGCUUCUGCUGAAGUCAAAUUUCAAAUUGAUACUGAAACUCAUGAUCCCCUUGAUAUUGGAAUGUAUCAAAUAAGAGAAGCAAAUCAAAUGGUUGAGGAGUUUAUGCUUGCAGCUAAUGUUUCAGUUGCUGAAAAAAUUCUCAAACAUUUUCCCCUGUGCUCAUUACUGAGACGACAUCCUACCCCUACAAAAGAGAUGCUUGAACCUUUAAUUCGAACAGCUUCAGCUGUUGGUCUCCAAUUGGAUGUGUCAUCCUCAAAAGCACUUGCUGAUUCGCUUGAUAGUGCUGUGGGUGGUGACCCUUACUUUAAUAAGCUGAUUCGUAUUCUGGCAACUAGAUGCAUGUCCCAGGCAGUCUACUUUUGUAGUGGAGAGCUCAGUCCUCCAGAAUUUUAUCACUAUGGUCUUGCGGCACCUCUGUACACUCAUUUCACCUCUCCCAUUAGAAGAUAUGCAGAUGUGAUUGUACACAGGUUGCUUGCUGCAUCCUUGGGAAUAUAUAGGCUUCCUGAUGUACUGCAGGACAAAGCUCAGCUUACAAGUGUUUCUGACAAUCUAAAUUAUCGGCAUAGGAAUGCACAAAUGGCUGGUCGGGCCUCAGUUGAGCUUCAUACUCUCAUAUAUUUCAGGAAUAGGCCGACAGAUACUGAGGCCAGAAUAGUGAAAAUACGAGCAAAUGGUUUCAUAGUUUUUGUGCCCAAGUACGGUAUUGAAGGGCCAGUUCAUUUGAGCAAGGAGGGAGAAUGGUUGGUUGAUGAACAGCAGCAGAGGGUUAGAAAAAGUGACAAUAGUGUUCACUAUGGCGUUCUUCAAACAGUGAAGAUUCAUAUGGAGGUUGUGGAGCCCCAACCCCACCGGCCGAAACUCCAACUAACCUUAAUUAACGAUACAGAUAUUACGAUAAUGUGAGAAAAAUGUAUGCUGAUUUGUUUUCCUUGCAGUAGAAUUAGCCGUGUACAGAGUUGUAGUUUUAGUCAUUCUUGGUCUGUUGUGCCGUGUUGUAGUUGUAAUGAUGCCGGAAUGCUCAUUUUUCCAUGGAGAGUAAUCUAAUUCUUUUCCAUUGUUUUCAUGGAAAUCCUGCAAAAAAUGAUUUUUCGUUUUUAUUCUAACAUUUUUCUUUCUGGA
Messenger RNA from Coffea eugenioides, 3157 nucleotides. RefSeq names its product exosome complex exonuclease RRP44 homolog A. Gene Ontology annotation, biological process: rRNA catabolic process. Gene Ontology annotation, cellular component: nuclear exosome (RNase complex); cytoplasmic exosome (RNase complex). Gene Ontology annotation, molecular function: endonuclease activity; RNA binding; 3'-5'-RNA exonuclease activity. The coding region runs from base 128 to 2941 and encodes 937 amino acids. The record is from RefSeq and is a predicted model, not a curated record. Lineage: Eukaryota; Viridiplantae; Streptophyta; Magnoliopsida; Gentianales; Rubiaceae. The transcript has 24 exons.